AGUGGAAAGCGAAGGAGGCGGCUGAGGCGGCUCCGGAGGUUCAGGACUCGGAGUCGGUGCCUCCAGGUGCAAUGGGCAGGGUUGGCCCGCGCUGAGGGCGACGCAGGGCGCUGAUAGGGACGCGGGGCUGGGCCAUGGCCGGCGCUCGGGCAGCCGCCGCCGCCUCGGCGGGGUCCUCGGCUUCUUCAGGCACCCCACAGCCGCAGGAGCCGGGGCUCGGGGAGCUGCUGGAGGAGUUCUCCCGGACUCAGUACCGGGCCAAGGACUGCAGCGGGACGGGAGGCUCUAAGGUUGAGCGCAUUGAGAAGAGGUGUCUGGAGCUGUUUGGCCGAGACUACUGUUACAGCGUGAUCCAAAAUGUGAAUGGGGAUAUCUGCGGCCACUACCCCCAGCACAUCGUGUUCCUGGAGUAUGAGAGUUCUGAGAAGGAGAAAGACACGUUUCAGAGCACCGUACAGGUGAGCAAGUUGCAGGACCUCGUCAACCGCAGCAAGACGGCCAGGUGCAGAGGACGUUUUGUCUGCCCAGUGAUCCUGUUCAAGGGCAAGCAUAUUUGCAGGUCGGCAACGCUGGCUGGAUGGGGGGAGCUGUAUGGACGCACUGGCUACAACUAUAUUUUCUCAGGGGGUGCAGACGACGCCUGGGCAGAUGCAGAGGAUGUCACGGAGGAGGACUGUGCGCUUCGAAGUUCCGACACGCAUCUUUUUGAUAAGGUCAGAGGGUAUGACAUCAAGCUGCUCCGGUACCUGUCAGUGAAAUACAUCUGUGACCUGAUGGUGGAGAACAAGAAGGUGAAGUUUGGCAUGAAUGUCACCUCCUCCGAGAAGGUGGACAAAGCCCAGCGCUAUGCCGACUUCACUCUCCUCUCCAUCCCGUAUCCAGGCUGUGAAUUUUUCAAGGAAUAUAAGGAUCGGGAUUACAUGGCUGAAGGGCUCAUUUUUAACUGGAAGCAGGACUACGUUGAUGCCCCUCUGAGCAUCCCCGACUUCCUGACUUGCUCUCUGAACAUUGACUGGAGCCAGUAUCAGAGUUGGGAUCUGGUGCAACAAACACAAAACUACCUGAAACUGCUGCUUUCCAUAAUUAACAGUGACGCCCGUGUUUGCUUCUCUCCUGGGCCUCCCGUUCCACGUUCCUGUGUAGAUGACAGCGGACUGCUAGUACACUGUAUCUCAGGCUGGGACCGGACGCCCCUCUUCAUCUCUCUCCUGCGCCUUUCCUUGUGGGCUGUGAGUAUGGACGGGCUGGGCCGUGGGGUCAGGGAGCAUUCAGAGGCCCUUUGUGAGUCCUGGGACUGUUUCCAGAAAGCAGAGAGGCUUCGGAGCGAGGGACCUCACGUGUCCAGAGCAGGUGUCGUGUUUAACCCCGCUCCGGGGGCUGUCAGGCAGCCUGGCUGUCACGGGGGCGGUGGUUGUGACUCAGCCCCCGAGGCCAGGAGGGGGCCGUCGUGGGGAGGCUUCUUUCUGAUCUGGGCCCGUCUCUUCCAGGACGGGCUCAUCCACACAUCCCUGAAGCCCGCUGAGAUCCUCUACCUAACGGUGGCCUACGACUGGUUCCUCUUCGGGCACAUGUUGGUAGAUCGACUCAGCAAAGGAGAGGAGAUUUUCUUCUUCUGCUUCAAUUUUUUGAAGCAUAUCAUCUCUGAGGAGUUCUCUGCUCUGAAGAUACAGAGGAGGAAGAGUUUGCCAGCCCGGGAUGCAGGCUUCACUGUGGAAGAUAUCUGCAUGCUGAGACGGAAGGAUCGUGGCAGCACCACCAGCCUUGGCAGUGACUUCUCUCUGGUCAUGGAGAGCUCCCCAGGAGCCGCCGGGAGCUUCACCUAUGAGACCGUGGAGCUGGUCCCUGCAGGAGCACAGACUCAGGCAGCUUGGAGGAAGAGCCACUCAUCCUCUCCACAGAGUGUGCUCUGGAACCGGCCGCAGCCCUCAGAGGACCGCCUGCCUUCCCACCAGGCACUGGUGGAAGCCAAGUCCUCCAGCUCCUCGUCCUCGAACCAUUCUGACAACUUUUUCAGGCUGGGUAGCAGUCCCCUGGAGGUCCCCAAGCCCAGAUCAGUGGACCAUCCCCUGCCCGGAUCCUCUCUCUCCACAGACUUUGGCAGCUGGCAGAUGGUAACAGGCUGUGGCAGUAUUCAGGAACGGGCUGUCCUGCACACAGACUCCUCUCUCCCUUUCAGCUUCCCGGAUGAGCUCCCUAACAAUUGUCUGCUUACAGCCCUGAGUGAACGGGAGACUCGGCUACAGGAGGUGCGCUCAGCCUUCUUGGCUGCCUACAGCAGCACAGUGGGGCUUCGGGCAGCAGCCCCCAGUCCCUCCGGUGCCAUCGGCCUGCUGGAGCAGUUUGUCCGUGGUGUUGGACUCCGGGGCACCAGCAGCAGCACCUUAUGAAGCAGCCAGCUCAUGACAGCUUCCUACUCCUCUCUCACCUGAGCCCUAAGCGGAAUCAAAGCCAUGCCCAGCCAAGGGGUGCUUCAAGGUGGGGGGAAAUCUCCCCUUCUCCAUCAUGCACAUGGCAGCCCCAAGGCUGCGCAGGGCCAAGGACGGGGUUCUCCCCCACCCCAGCUUCCUGACUGGUGUCCGCCACCCUACUUGUCACUGCCUCCCACCCACCUUAGUCUUUGCCAGGAUUCCUGUCAACUCUCAGAACUAUGUGGGGUUUCCCUGGGGCCUUGUGGAGGCCGAGACUUCACAAAAGACCCCCACUUUCCAUUCUCGUCUCCUGGGGAGGAGGGGUCACCCGCGCUGAGAAUGAGGCAGUUUUGACACAGAUCACAAAAUGAAAUCAAAGCCUUUUUGAACAGCUACUCUAUCGCAUUA
Messenger RNA from Globicephala melas (long-finned pilot whale), 2816 nucleotides. RefSeq names its product myotubularin related protein 14 (gene MTMR14). Gene Ontology annotation, molecular function: phosphatidylinositol-3-phosphate phosphatase activity. Gene Ontology annotation, biological process: dephosphorylation. The record is from RefSeq and is a predicted model, not a curated record. NCBI's taxonomy places the organism in Eukaryota, Metazoa, Chordata, Mammalia, Artiodactyla, Delphinidae.